CGAGCGAGCGAGCGAGUGGACGAGCGAGCAGGCCAUGGCGCGGCAGUCUGCUGCGGGCACUUGUUGCUGCGCCAGGAGGAGCCGUGAUCGCGAUUCCACAUGGGUUAAUAUCGACAAGGUGUACCGCGAAUCUCCGUUAUUUCAAACCAGUAUUAUUUUUGUCUGUUCUAAACUGGGUGUAUAUCUUGCUUAACCCAGGUCAGGGAAUUACUUUCAAUAUCAUCGAGAGAGAGAGAGAGAGAGAGAGAGAGGGAGAGAGAGAGAGAGAGAGUGCCGUAUUAUAGACGAUUUAUUCGAAAUCACUAGGUGCUGCAUUUCCUAUCUUGAUCUUGAUCCUGAAGCACGGGAUCUUGAAUCUUGGAUCUACCAAACCUCUCUACCUACGUCAACUUCAUCAGCUUCACGGCCUCCACUAGCAGCGCCUUCGCCUUCUGCUCCCUCAGCAUUUCCCUCUCUCCGAUGGCUGCGGUGAUACCUGGUGCACCGACGAAAGACACUCGCCUCCAGAUGCCAGUAGUUCUUUGAAAACCUCACUUCCUACCACACGUUUCGCGCCUACGCGAUUAUCCAUUUUUUUUGUCGAGUUAUCAACGUCCGCCGUCCUUCAGUUCGCGUUGAGUUAUCUGUCCUGAAUCUCCACUCCGUCCAGAGGUUCAGGAGGUGCACGUGGCAUUAUAAUAUUUAGUCUUGAACUGCGAAGCUCGAUUCAGCUACGCUAUCGGGUCCUUAUCGAUUUCUAUCUUUCUCUCGGGUCGUGUUUUUCUAUGUGUUUGUUUUGAAAAUACAAUUGUUUGUGGCUGCAGUAUACGCGAGUGCGCUUGCCACAUAUAGUUAUGUCGAUGCACACGUGUGGGUUGCGUGCAGUAAAUGCAGCAUGCAAUUAGUUACACCGGUCUAGGGAGUGCAGAAGGGAGGGCGAAGAGGGAGCAGAGGGAACAGUGAGAAUAUAUCGAGUAGGUACACAGGGAGAGUGCAGCUGCCCUUCGAAAGGAAGAGCUCGAUCGGAACGGAAUGUAAACCGACAAUCUAAUCGAUCGGAUCCAACGAGACACGUAGAAUUCCCAGUCGCCGACAGUUAUCAACGAGCAAGUGUCACUCACUCUCCCAUUCUUUUCUCCUGUUGAUUUCGAGAAGUGCAUUUUCGAUGACGCGAAGAAACUCAACGUUCAAAAAAGAAGAAGCGUCCAUUGAGCGUAUUCGUCGGGCAUUCGGCAGCUUCGCCUUAUGUCUACGUACCGUUUGAACUUGCAGUGAAGUGUGUUCGGUGUUUUUAGUGGUUCUCAGCCGUACUGCAAUCGGCACGAGACGAUCUUACGACUCGCGCUUCGUGCAGGCAAUGGCUGUUUAAGAAAAACGAACGAAAGCAGUCCCUCCGUAAAAGAAAGUCUAAAAGCGAUACGGGCCCGAUCGCAUCGUGCUCCUUUGACCCUUCCUUGAUGGGGGGCCAGUGUUAAUUCAGUGAUACUUUUUCUUCUUCUAUUCGUACGUAUCGCACGCAUACGGAUACGUCUCGGCUGUUCUCGAUACAGAUCAUUCGAAGAUGGGCCUGGUGGAACGGGAGGCAGAGAUGCAAGACCUGCAAACACCGAGACCCGGGAGGUCCAGGGAUCUCUUUGGGGUUCAGCUGGAGGUAACUUCCUUGCUGCUUGAAGGCGAGCGGCGUAAAUUGGCAGUUUUACAACGGGAGCUGCAGGUCGCGCUUGCGGAAGGCGGCAGCGUUAAAGCCAAGGAGAAGCAGCGACAGGAACUAUUGCACGCGAUUUCGAAGAUUCAAGGUCAACAUGAGCAACUUGACAAGGAGUACAGGAUUCACGCGGCCGGCGUUCUACUUUGCAAUUCCAGAGGCUGCGGAAAGUUGAACGUGGGUGACGCCUCUGCGUCGCAGCGAGACCCGCCGUACGCGCCACUUGCACCUAGUUCAGCCUGGAGGGCUUCGUCGAUGAUUCUUACUUUAGUUUGA
Molecule: messenger RNA, 1960 nt
Organism: Cephus cinctus (wheat stem sawfly)
Lineage: Eukaryota; Metazoa; Arthropoda; Insecta; Hymenoptera; Cephidae
Exons: 5
Coding region: 1541-1960 (139 amino acids)
Source: RefSeq, a predicted model, not a curated record